AGGCUUCGCUGUUUGCCUCAUCAGAAUUUUCUCGGCCAGCAGCUGCCUUAGCCGUGUUUCACAGCAUCACUCCCUCCGACCCUCCCCACUUCUUAUCCUCAUGUCCGCUGUUCUCUUGCCCUGCACAUCUUUCCCAUUCAAAUUGAGUCGACUAUCUCGUCGAAGCGUUGUUGUUCGCGCUGCGGUUUCAGCUCCAGAGAAGCGAACGAGAAGGAAGAGGCAGCUAAAGGAUGACGACCCCGCGCUUGAGAAUGGGCUUCGCUUCACUUUCAUGGAGGAGCUCAUGGACCGGGCCCGGAACCACGACUCCGUCGGUGUCUCUGAGGUUAUCUACGACAUGAUUGCUGCUGGGCUCAGUCCCGGUCCCAGGUCCUUUCAUGGCUUGAUAGUCUCCCAUGUCCUCAACGGCGAUGAAGAAGCCGCGAUACAAUCGCUGAGAAGAGAGCUGAGUGCAGGGCUUCGCCCUGUUCACGAGACAUUUCUGGCCUUGAUCAGAUUAUUUGGGUGCAAAGGGCGUGCCGCCAGAGGUCUAGAAAUACUUGCGGCUAUGGAAAAUCUAAAUUUUGACAUACGUCAAGCAUGGAUAGUGCUUAUUGAGGAACUUGUUAGGAGCAAUCAUUUGGAAGAUGCCAACCGAGUGUUCUUUGAAGGUGCCAAAGGAGGCCUGAGAGCUACUGAUAAGGUUUAUGAUCUUCUAAUUGAGGAAGACUGCAAAGUGGGGGAUCAUUCCAAUGCCUUAGAAAUUGCAUAUGAGAUGGAGGCGGCAGGGAGGAUGGCAACAACAUUUCAUUUCAACUGUCUGCUCAGCGUGCAGGCUACCUGCGGAAUACCUGAAAUAGCUUUUGCUACAUUUCAGAAUAUGGAGUAUGGAGAAGAUUUUAUGAAGCCUGACACGGACACCUACAAUUGGGUUAUUCAAGCAUAUACUAGAGCUGAAUCUUAUGACAGAAUGCAAGAUGUUGCUGAGUUGCUUGGCAUGAUGGUUGAAGAUCACAAGCGCAUACAACCAAAUGCUAAGACCCAUGCGCUGCUAGUGGAAUGUUUUACCAAGUACUGCGUUGUAAGAGAAGCUAUCAGGCAUUUUCGUGCCCUUAAAAACUUUGAAGGUGGCACAAUUUUGCUUCAUAAUGAAGGGAACUAUGGAGAUCCACUUUCAUUGUAUCUACGGGCUUUGUGUCGGGAAGGAAGGAUUGUUGAAAUGCUUGAAGCUUUGGAAGUUAUGGCCAAAGAUAAGCAAGCAAUUCCACCACGAGCGAUGAUAUUGAGCAGAAAAUACCGGACUUUGGUCAGCUCAUGGAUUGAACCUUUACAAGAGGAGGCUGAACUUGGUUAUGAGAUCGAUUACAUUGCUAGGUAUAUCGCAGAGGGUGGCCUUACUGGAGAGCGCAAGCGAUGGGUUCCUCGAAGAGGAAAAAUGCCUCUAGACCCUGAUGCUACUGGAUUUAUAUAUUCCAACCCUAUGGAAACCUCCUUUAAACAAAGGUGUCUUGAGAAGUGGAAAAUGCACCAUCGGAAACUUCUAAAGACGUUACAAAAUGAAGGACUUUCAGCCUUAGGUGAUGGUGUAUCUGAAUUUGAUUACAUUAAGGUGGAGGAGAGAUUAAAGAAAAUUAUAAAGGGUCCUGAGCAGAAUGUUUUAAAGCCCAAGGCUGCUAGUAAGAUGAUAGUGUCAGAAUUGAAGGAAGAACUGGAAGCCCAAGGUCUGCCAACUGAUGGAACUAGAAACGUUCUUUACCAGCGCGUACAGAAAGCAAGGAGAAUAAAUCGAUCUCGUGGUCGGCCCCUUUGGGUUCCUCCUGUGGAGGAAGAGGAAGAAGAGGUGGAUGAACAGUUGGAUGCAUUAAUUUCAAGAAUAAAGCUGCAUGAAGGAGAGACUGAGUUUUGGAAGCGUCGCUUCUUGGGAGAAGCCAUGACUAAUAAUCAUGAAAAGUCAGUGGAUGCCGGUAAACCUGAGCCUUCUGAAAUUUUGGAUGAUGUUGAAGCUGUGGAAGAUGCUGCAAAAGAUGUUGAAGAUGAUGAAGCUGAGGAGGAGGAGGAGGAAGCAGAACAGCCUGAAGAAGCAGAACCAGCAGACAACCAAGAUGUAGACAGAGUAAAGGACAAUGAAGUUGAAGCUAAAAAGCCUCUUCAAAUGAUUGUUCAAUUGUUGAAAGAUCCUGACCAACCGAACUCCACAUCAAAAAACUCAAAAAGAGCAUCAAAGUUGCAGGUCGAGGAUGACGAUGACGAUGAUUGGUUUCCUGAGGAUAUAUUUGAGGCAUUUAAGGAGCUAAGAAAAAGGAAAGUGUUUGAUGUAUCAGACAUGUAUACCAUAGCUGAUGCCUGGGGGUGGACAUGGGAGAAGGAAUUUAAGAACAAAUGUCCACGUAGGUGGUCUCAGGAAUGGGAAGUUGAGUUAGCCAUUCAAGUUAUGCAGAAGGUUAUAGAACUGGGAGGAACCCCAACUAUUGGCGACUGUGCUAUAAUCUUGCGUGCUGCCAUAAGAGCACCUUUGCCUUCAUCUUUCUUGACGAUAUUGCAGACAACUCAUAGUCUUGGUUAUAAAUUUGGGAGACCGCUUUAUGAUGAGAUCAUCUCAGUGUGCCUUGAUCUCGGGGAGCUAGAUGCGGCUGUAGCAGUAGUUGCUGACUUGGAGACGACAGGGAUCGUAGUUUCAGAUGAGACCUUGGACAGGGUGAUAUCAGCUAAACAGGUGAUUGACAACACCUCCAAUGCCGGUGGUGCUGAAUCAUCGUAAGUCUAUUGCUGCCGUUCUGUGCUUCAAAUUUUGAGAGAGGUCAAAAGCUAUGAAUAUUCCUAAAAUUAAAAAGUUACUGAAAAUUGAAGCACAUGCUCUCAGCGGGGGAUUCCUUAGUCCUAGGGAGGUGAUGUGAUUUUUGGAGUUUCUGCCCUGUCCAUGGCCUUGUCAUCCUCAUUGCUCUCCACGCAUACCAGUUGCAACGGAGGAGCUUGGGAAUCCAGAUAUGCGAAUGACAAUUCCAAGUUUCCAACUUCCCUGCUGACCAUUACACCUCAGUCUUUCUCAAAUCUAAUGAAGCCAAACUCUGCUUCUCCGGUGGAAUCGAAAGCGGCUUUUCUCUACUGACUGUAGAUAUUACUUCAGUUUUGUACUGUUGGAUUACGUACGGUGAUUCAAAAUUGAUAAUUUUUUAAACAAAUAAAUUAAUUAAAGCUCCUUAAAAAACA
Molecule: messenger RNA, 3186 nt
Organism: Neltuma alba
Lineage: Eukaryota; Viridiplantae; Streptophyta; Magnoliopsida; Fabales; Fabaceae
Molecular function (GO): protein binding
Source: RefSeq, a predicted model, not a curated record